UACAUUAUAAACGCAAAUCUAAAAUGUUGAGCAUAGAAACAAACUUGGGAUAUUCAAUGAAUUUAUCUGGUGCAUACGAGUCAAACGGUACACACUUCGUUUCACGACCUGAAGUCAUUAGAAAACCAGUAGCGAGUUAUCCCGAGUGUUCACAGUCAGCUCACGUUCUGAAGAAACAGCGAAGAGAAAGAACUACUUUUACACGUGCGCAACUUGAUUUGUUAGAAGCUUGUUUCGAAAGGACGAGGUACCCGGAUGUAUACAUGCGCGAAGAAUUGGCGCUGAAACUCAAUCUUGCAGGAUUCAAAGUGCAGGUCUGGUUCAAAAACAGACGCGCCAAGUAUAGGCAACAGCAAAAAGAUAGUAACAACAAUAACAAUAAAAAACAAUCACCAACAUAUAAGAGGGAGGAAAGUUCAAGAUCACCGUCUCCAAAAUCUCCAGAAAUAACUUACAAUGAACCAACGCCAAUUUCCAGCACAACCAUGCAAGGAUACCCUUACGAGCCGACAUCAAUCUGGAAUCCGGCUUCAAUUUCGUCAACAAGCCAACCUCUGUAUCAGAACAGUAGUUUACAGUCCAUCGGAAGUUACACGACGACAAACUUGUACACCGGAUAUCCUCAACAAAAUUACAGACCUGGCGCAUUGAGAAUUACAGACCUGGCGCAUGAGAAUGACAUUUCACAAGAACAUGUCCGCACAAAUGACCGCAUUGAAUAUGAAGAAAUCUCAUACCGGAACCAGUAUGCGUCUGUACCGUCAACCGAGGUUAUUUCUCAGGAAUCUGUAACAGGAAAUGACGACAUAGAAUAUAGAGACAGCUCAUCUUUCCAAGUUUUAAACAGUGAUAUGAUGAGACUAGUUUAUGGUCAAAAUCAACCAGUAAACAGGGACGAUAACUCGGAAGUGUCACAUCAACGACAUGGUAGUCACGUGGUUAAUUCUCACGAAUCUGCCUUCUACCGAUUGGAUUACGGCAAACCGACUUCGGGAUAUUCAAUGAAUUCAUCUGGUGCAUGCGUUUCACGACCUGGAGUCAUUAGAAAACCAGUAGCGAGUUAUCCCGAGUCUUCACAGUCAGUUUACGCUCCGAAGAAACAGCGAAGAGAAAGAACUACUUUUACACGCGCGCAACUUGAUUUAUUAGAAUCUUGUUUCGAGAGGACGAGGUACCCGGAUGUAUACAUGCGCGAAGAAUUGGCGCUGAAACUCAAUCUUGCAGAAUUCAAAGUGCAGGUCUGGUUCAAAAACAGACGCGCCAAGUAUAGGCAACAACAAAAAGAUAGUAACAACAAUAACAAUAAAAAACAAUCACCAACAUCGAAGCGGGAGGAACGUUCAAGAUCACCGUCUCUAAAAUCUCCAGAAAUAACUUACAAUGAACCAACGACAGUUACAAACACAACGAUGCAAGGAUAUCCUUACGAGCCGACAUCAAUUUGGAACCCGGCUUCAAUUUCGUCAACAAACCAACCUCUGUACCAGAACAGUAGUGUACAGUCUACCGGAAGUUACCCCGCGACCAGUUUGUAUCCCGGAUAUCCUCAACAAAAUUACGGACCAGGCGCAUUUUACGGAAACUCAGAUUAUUUGUUACAGAUCUUAAUGAACUAUCCUUCGAGUCAUCCAAGUCAUUUUGAUGGGACACCGAACUAUUCUAACCAGUAUGCAUCUCUACCAUCUGAGAAUGAUGUUUCACAAGAACAUGUCCGCAGAAAUGACCGAAUUGAAUAUGAAGAAAUCUCAUACCGGAACCAGUAUGGGUCUGUACAGUCAUCCGAGAUGAUUUCUCAGGAAUCUAUAACAAAUGACGACAUUGAAUAUAGAGAUAGCUCAUCUUUUCAGGUUUUGUGAGUUUAAAAGAAAAUUGACUGAUGUUACGGUUGACAAUUAAU
Ruditapes philippinarum (Manila clam) is the source of this 1897-nucleotide messenger RNA. Its product is annotated as zinc finger homeobox protein 4-like. The coding region runs from base 24 to 1856 and encodes 610 amino acids. The transcript has 2 exons. Gene Ontology annotation, cellular component: nucleus. The record is from RefSeq and is a predicted model, not a curated record. Gene Ontology annotation, molecular function: DNA-binding transcription factor activity, RNA polymerase II-specific; RNA polymerase II cis-regulatory region sequence-specific DNA binding. Lineage: Eukaryota; Metazoa; Mollusca; Bivalvia; Venerida; Veneridae. Gene Ontology annotation, biological process: regulation of transcription by RNA polymerase II.